CAACAUGGCUGCCUUGUAGGCACUUGGGGGUGUACCCAAGAGGAGAGGCGUAACCAUGAGUGGGGGUAACCACAUGGAGAGGCUGCACACUGCAGACAGAUACAAUUGGAGACAGCUAACAAUUGGAGAUACAAUUGCAGCGAUCGGUCACGUGACACUGGUGUUUUGCUCAGACACAGUUUUCAGCAGAGGAGGAAAGAAGUUGAAACUGAAAGGGGAGGAUUCUCCCGGCCGAGACAGCAUCUGCAACAACAACAACAACAAAAAAAAAAAAAAAAAAAGCUUAAACAGCUCAAGAAGGGCGAACAAAAUGGGUAAGAGAGGAGAUAACAGCAAGAAACGCCGACGUACAUUUGCUGAAGGUGGAAAAAGGCCGAAGAACAAAUUCCCCGUUGACAAAGUGGAUGGAGACAAUGCAAAAGAGCAUGGAGCUUGCGAUGUCACUGAAAAGUCUUGCCCGGAUGCCCCCUGCAAGGCGCAGACCCACUUCAACAAGCAGGUGGUGAAGUGUGUGUGCAGCGCGCACCUUUGCAACCGCAACCUCACCUGGAGGAGGGAGCUGGAAGAGUCAGUGCCCUCAGCCUCCAAGGAUCCAACAUGGGUCAUUAUUGUUGCCACUGUGCUGGUCCUGUGCCUGGUGAUUGUGGCGUUGCUAUUGAGAUGUCUCUCGCAACACAAAAAGAACCGCCGAGCUUCCCUUCAUAUCUCUCCAAUGUCUCCCUGCCAAACAACGCACACGUCCCAGAUCGAUGUCACUGAUGUUCAACUGGAGCAGAUUGUGGACCGCGGGCAUUUUGCCACAGUGUGGCGAGCCACGUAUCAAGGAUCUGCGGUGGCCGUGAAAGUCAUCCCCCCUGCUGCAAAGCAUGCGUUCAUCGCAGAGAAAGAAGUCUACAAGCUCCCACUGAUGAGGCACGCCAGCAUCAUCCACUUCCUGGGUGCUGGGAGAAGGUCGGAUGACGGCAGCUGGCUUCUUGUCCUGCAAAUUGCGGAAUAUGGCUCUCUGCACUCCUUUCUGCGUCUGAACACCAGCAGCUGGCCAACAUCACUCAAGUUGUGCCUGUCUUUAUCACAGGGACUCUCCUAUCUCCACUCAGAUCUGCACACGAAAGAAGGGCACAAACCGCCUGUGGCCCACAGAGACCUCUGCAGCUUCAACGUGCUCGUCCAGGCAGAUGGCACCUGUGCCCUGUGUGAUUUCGGUAACUCCAACAUCCUGUGGCCACACUCAGGCCAUCGCCAGAUGGGAAAUGCAAAGAGUCACAGUCAAACACCAGGCACCCUGUGCUACAUGUCCCCUGAGAUCCUGGAGGGUUCUGUAAACCUCCGCAGCUGGUGGUGUCUGCACGGGGAUGUCUACGCUUUGGGUUUGGUGCUCUGGGAGAUCUGCAUGCGCUGCUCUGACUUGUUUGAAGACGCCGCCGUGCCACAACACCUCCUACCUUAUGAGCGUGAGCUGGGAGGCCUGUUGACAUGGGAGAGCCUCAUCAUCCAUGUAUUUCACAAGGACCUAAGACCCUCCAUACCCGAGCAUUGGCAGCUGCUGAGACAGGGCCCGGAGCUGCAGGAUCUACUCAGAGAAUGCUGGGACUGGGACCCGGAGGCCCGGCUGACUGCUGAGUGCGUCGUGAACAGAUUAAAUUCCCUUUAGUCACAUUCUUCAGGAUAACACUUUUUAAGGAUUGUCUUUGUGAGUCUUAGGAGACAUUUUAUGCAUUUUUCACAAUUUCAAACAGUUCCAAGAAGUCUUAUAAUCUAUUAAUAAAUAUUAUUAAUUCAAGUAUUAUUGUAACAAAUAAAAACCACUACAUUGAAGUACAUUUUGUUAGCUUGGUGAUUAAAUGCAAUCAUCUCAGCAUGGCUCAAGUGGUCGAGUGACCGUCUACCAACAUGAAGGUUGUGGGUUCGACCCCAAACCUCCCAACCCCCAAGUUGUGACCAUGUCAAAGUGUCUAUGCUUCUGAUGCUGUGUCAUCAGUACGUGUAUGAGGUGUCAGUGUUAAAGCGCUUUGAGGACCUUGAAGGUCAUCAUGACUUUGUAUCAUGACUUUGAAAACUGCAAGUUUGUGAAAACCUUGCCUAAUAUGUAACAUUUUCUCCACUUUACUCCGAUACUUAACUUGGGAUAAAUAGAACUUGUCAGCGUAUACUUUAAUUGCAAAAUUUGUGUUAUGACAAAAUAGUCUAUACUUUUUAAAUAUAUUACUUCAUAUGUGAUUUUGUUGCGUCUUACUUCAAUAGUUAUUUGUUUUUGUCUGACCUUUUCAAAUGCACUGAGUAACUUAAUUGGUUCUUGCCUUCUCUCAUCCUGUCUCAAUGGUUGUACCAACCUCCCUUUUGUCUCAAGGACAAGACAAGAUAACUGUAUGAAUAGGUCUUUCUUCUCACUUUCCUCAGUUUUCAGUUUAAUCAGGCAUUGCUCUUCCAUGACUGUAUCAUCUAUUGACACACACUCUCUCUCUCUGCAAGGAUAUUAAAAUUACA
Phycodurus eques (leafy seadragon) is the source of this 2484-nucleotide messenger RNA. RefSeq names its product bone morphogenetic protein receptor type-2-like. Gene Ontology annotation, cellular component: signaling receptor complex; plasma membrane. The transcript has 12 exons. Gene Ontology annotation, molecular function: transforming growth factor beta receptor activity; ATP binding. The record is from RefSeq and is a predicted model, not a curated record. Bases 56 to 1651 code for a protein of 531 amino acids. Gene Ontology annotation, biological process: BMP signaling pathway; cellular response to growth factor stimulus; protein phosphorylation. NCBI's taxonomy places the organism in Eukaryota, Metazoa, Chordata, Actinopteri, Syngnathiformes, Syngnathidae.